CGGUCCCGGCGGCGCGGGGGGCCUGGCCGGGGCUGGGGGAGCGGCGGCAGGACGCCGCGUCUUGCACUCACGUGACGCGCGGCGAGGUUGGGGUGGGGGCUGCGAGCCGGGUGGGCCCGGGGCCCCGACGGCGAGGCGAGUUGUCCCGGCGCCUCCCGCGCGCCGGCCUGCCCGUCCCUGCGCAGGACCCUGUCUCGGGGGAGCCGGGCCCGCCGCGCCGCCUCCCCGGCCGCCUGGUUCUCCGCGCGGCGCGCCCGUCCGCUCGGGCUGACCGGAGUCGUCUCCUCCGCAGGGCCGCGGCGAGAGCGUGAGAGUCCGCGCCCUCCGAGGGAGCCGCGCCCUGCGGGGCCACCGCGCCCGCGAGGAUGGAGAGCCGCCCCCGAGGGCCCCGCACGGCCCGCCGACCCCGGCUGGCCGGCCCUCUCUAGCUGCCCGCAUUCUGCGUUUCAUCACCGCCUAGGCCUGGUCUCCUGAGUAAGUGGCGUUGUGGUUCGACAGAAAUGGAAGAAAAGGAGCGAUGUGACCGAUUCCGUUCGGUCCUCCUGCCUUGAGGCCUGGUUGGCAUUUGCAGAGAGGAAAAUACAACCAGAAAACCGUGUUUUGGGGGAAGGGAGAAGGUAAACAAGGUCUUAGGUUUUAUGUGAUUUUUAAAAAUUCUGCACUUUGACAGUGGUGACGAAAUACACUAAUCCCAAAGUUAUUUUUCUAUUGAGAAGAGAGAAGAGGUGGAUUUUUUCCCCCUUUUGGUUCCAACCUUUUCUCCCCGUGACAAAGCAUAAAUCAUGGACACUAGAAAAUAAGGUGGACCUCAGGAAUCCUGAAAAGACCGAGAAGCUUACAUUCUUCCUCAGGAGGGGAGGGUGGGGUGUUUUUUAGCCCUCUCUGGAACCUAAAACGAAAAACAUGAGUUGCGUGCCAUGGAAAGGAGACAAGGCCAAAUCUGAAUCCUUGGAGCUGCCCCAGGCGGCACCCCCCCGAAUCUACCAUGAGAAACAGCGCAGGGAGCUUUGUGCCCUGCAUGCCCUCAAUAACGUCUUCCAGGACGGCAAUGCCUUCACCCGGGAAACGCUGCAGGAGAUUUUCCAGAGGUUGUCUCCAAACACCAUGGUGACCCCCCACAAGAAGAGCAUGCUGGGAAAUGGGAACUACGACGUAAACGUCAUUAUGGCAGCACUUCAAACCAAAGGCUAUGAAGCUGUUUGGUGGGACAAACGCAGGGAUGUCAGUGCCAUUGCUCUCACUAACGUCAUGGGCUUCAUCAUGAAUCUGCCCUCCAGCCUGUGCUGGGGUCCUCUGAAGUUGCCUCUCAAAAGGCAGCACUGGAUCUGUGUUCGAGAGGUGGGAGGUGCCUACUACAACCUCGACUCCAAACUGAAGAUGCCCGAGUGGAUUGGAGGCGAGAGCGAGCUCAGGAAAUUUCUAAAACAUCAUUUGCGAGGAAAGAACUGUGAACUCCUCCUGGUGGUAACAGAAGAGGUGGAGGCCCAUCAGAGUUGGAGGACUGACGUGUAACGCAGUUCUGCCCAACCCUCCCUCCCCUCAGCCCGCCAGGUCCCCCGUGGUGUGCUGUGGCCUGUACAGUGGCUCUGUCCUUGCCGCUUCCCCAAACAUCUCAUCGGGUUUUUCCCCUCAGAUUUGACCGUGCAAUAGGACAGAUAUGUGACUGUUAGAAGAACCAACCAGCAUAAUUCAUUCCUGGGAAAGGAAGGUAGGAGCUCUGUGCACUUAGGGCAAGCAGUGGAAGACCCUUGUUUCAUUUGAGAGAGGAAAAAGAAAGGUGGGUCCUAGCAUAUUUUCCCCUUUCCUGUGAGGACUUGACAGAGGCUCUGCUGGAGUUCACUGCUGCUCUGACUCACCCGGAGAUGCUGCCUCCACUUCCCUUUUCCUGGCAACCAGUGGGUCUGAAGAACCGUACAUGCAAAGCCCAUGUGACUAGCUUGAAGGACCCAGAGCAAAAGGGCCUCUCAGGAAACCAUCUCUAAAACCCCAGCAGCGGUACAGCGUGCCAUCUCCAACCCUUAAUGCCACCCCUACCCCAUUUUUAAGGGUGGUUUAUGGCCAUCCUUGGAGUUUUAUAAUGAAAAGUUCUCUAAUAUUCCACAACAGGUGGUUGAAUCCUGCAAUAUUCUAGCAUGACAGGGUGAGCUAGAUACCUAAGAGGACUUGGCCAAAGCCAGACCGGGGCAGGCACGGCCGGCCUGUCUGCCUCACUCCAGCGUUGUCCCUGCCACUUCACUACGUUGAUUUAGGAGGCUCUGGGGCAUAAGACAGGCAAAAGGGGUUUUCCCUGUUGACCCUCUCUGGCAAAAUCAGGAAAUAAGUCUGCCGUCGACAUCAAAUUCCACUAGUUUGAGAGAGUUGGGUGAGGAAACUAUUGUGAAGAUAAGCUUCUCAGAGAUUAAGAACAGCCUGCAUUGAUAGAAGUCCUAGGCUCAGAGUCACUAUAGUGACAAGAAGCAGAGCCCUCCAGUUGGGUGGUUAUGUGCAUUAUGUUACAGGACCUGGGUUUGUCAUCUUUCUGUAGAUUCCUUUACAAAUGGACUGAGAAUUGACCCGCCCCUACCUCUUUAGAUAGUUGUUAGGCCACUUUUCUCUCGUGACUUUGGAAAACAAAAGAGAAGGAGGGGGAGUAGGUAUCAUACCACACUGUGUGUCACCAAAAUGGUUGUGGUUGCCUCAAGGCGGGUGGGCAGGCAGAGAUGGCCUGUCCAGCGCUUACACAUCAAUGGCCUUGGCAGGUCUGAGAGCUGCCCCACUGGCCAGACUUCUCUCCAGCAGCGGAGCCAGCCUGGGGCUUGCAUGUCAAACCUGAGCAGGCUUCACAGGAUGCAGCUGAGGCUUCCUCCCCACUGUGACUGGAGUGCAUGUUUACACCAGCACUUUUUCUGCACAUGUAUCUUCAAUCCAAGGCCGUUUUUUGUGCUGAGUAACAGAGGCCACCAAGCGGCUACUGCAUUACACCCUCUCGGCAGCUGGCCGCAGUCUCUUCUGCACCAUUUUCUACACACCUGCUUGGCACCACAGGGAGCUCUUUACCCCUGCACAAUGACAUUCCAGCCACCACCAGCCAGAAGUUACAGCCAACCUUGCUGACUGUCACAAGCAGGACCUUGGGUCCAUUGGCACUGUCAGUGAUAGUAAGCCAUUUCCCGGGAAGAGGAGGAAACUCCUCCCCACCAGUCUGCUUGGGCCUGUGCAAAUGGCACUUCAGAGGAGUCCCCAUGCACUGGGAGUCCAUGAGCCAAUGGGAUAUGCAAAGACAUUUCAGGGCUGGUUUCUCUGUUCAUAUCCAAUUCCGGUGCUUAGGAACAGGGACCCAUGCUGAUGCCCAAGGGCAAAAAGCCCCACUUCCUUUAAGGAAGGGGGCAGGCCUGACCCUGAUGCCCAGUAAGGGGCAACCCUAGGCUUUUUGUUUUUCUUGCUUAUAUUCCCGUUUUUGUUGGCCUUGUGCUGGGUUUGUUUACAAAAGAUGUAUUUUGUUUAACCAAAUAUUAAAAAUGGAAAACUGUACAUAAA
This is a messenger RNA of Equus quagga, 3516 nucleotides long. RefSeq names its product Josephin domain containing 1 (gene JOSD1). Gene Ontology annotation, molecular function: cysteine-type deubiquitinase activity. The record is from RefSeq and is a predicted model, not a curated record. NCBI's taxonomy places the organism in Eukaryota, Metazoa, Chordata, Mammalia, Perissodactyla, Equidae. Bases 904 to 1512 code for a protein of 202 amino acids. Gene Ontology annotation, biological process: protein deubiquitination. The transcript has 4 exons.